Molecule: messenger RNA, 2310 nt
Organism: Hippoglossus stenolepis (Pacific halibut)
Lineage: Eukaryota; Metazoa; Chordata; Actinopteri; Pleuronectiformes; Pleuronectidae
Gene: eif1ad
Product: eukaryotic translation initiation factor 1A domain containing
Exons: 5
Coding region: 245-787 (180 amino acids)
Biological process (GO): translational initiation
Cellular component (GO): nucleus
Molecular function (GO): translation initiation factor activity; RNA binding
Source: RefSeq, a predicted model, not a curated record
GAGGAUAAGUGGACACCGGAAGGGAACACUUCUUGUUAGAAAACACGGACACAUGUGGUUUCCGCUUCUCUGAGACAUUUAACAUUAUCUUUCGCCUCUGUCCCUCUCUUCAGACACAUUCUGAGCUCUGAGGAAACUCCACAGCGUCUCUUCUCUCUCUCAAGCAGCUACUGUUGUACCACCUCACACCUCCUCCUCCUCCUCCUCUGCUGGCGAAGGCACCUGCAGCUCAGCCUCUGGAAUAAUGUCGCAAGCCACCAAACGCAAACACGUGGUCAAUGAGGUGCUCGGGGACUUCGUGACGCCCACAGAGAACCAGCAGAUAGUGAAGAUCACUGGUAGCCGCGGUAACAACCUCCAUGAAGCUGUCACGGCUCAGGGCGAGAUCUUCCUGGUGAGCAUGCCCACCAAGUUCCGCAAGAACCUCUGGAUCAAGAGAGGUGACUAUGUGAUUGUGGAUCCUAUUGAGGAAGGAGAGAAGGUGAAGGCAGAGAUCAGCUUCAUUCUCUACAAAGAUCACAUUCGGAAUCUAAAGAAACUGAAGCUCUGGCCGGCGGGUUUUACGGAGGAGUCCCCAGCACAGGACAAGACAAACAAGCAGAAGGAGACUGUAGGAAAAGACGUGGAAGAGGAGGCUAGCAACUCUGAAGACGACGAGAGCGACCUGUUUGUGAACACCAACCGCUGUAACUACCAGUACAGCGAGAGCGAGGAGGAGGACAGUGAAGAAGAAGAGGAGGAGGUCAAAGAGGGAAGGACAGAAACUGGUUCACAGCAGGAGAACUGAGGACCUGGACAGUUGAGAGUGAAAGCUGUGAAAAUCAUGUGACAGUGUCACUGUGCUGCUGUGAUCACUGACUGAUGCAGGGAUCCUCAGGCUCUGCACUUGGUUGACAGACUGUUGGAGACACUCGGCUCACCGAGUGAACGUGAACUUACAGAGGAAGGACAAAACAAGUCGUGCUUGUAAGUUAAUAACAAUAAUAACAUUAAUCAAUCAGUAAAAUAUAAAAGAUAGAAAUUCUGUAGGAUAGCUUUCUACUGUCAUCUCUCGUUUCUUUACUGGCCUCCAGUGGAGGAUUUGCUGGAUUGCUAGUACAUUUUAUAUCCAGGUGAUGUAAAACCUUUUCAGGGUGUUGCUAAUAUAAACGGUUGUAUCUGAUCAGCGUCCUCUGUAGGACAUAAUGAAUAGAAACUCAUACAUUUCACAUUUAAAAAAAAAUUAUUGUUCAAAAAUGUAUUUACAUUCCUAUGUUUGAUGUAUUUGUUGACUUGAUUGAUGAGUCUGGAAGCUACAAGCCAAGUGAUCUUUGUUUUGCCCUGCCCUGAGAGGCAUGUAAAAGGUUGAAGUUCACAACUACACCAGGCUUCUCAUUCACGAGCUUAUUAAGGGUUGCAGUGGGGGCGGAGGCCAAUCACACCUGACAUGAGGGGAGAGGUGGGGGACUCCCAGGAGAGGUCGACUGUCAAUCACAGAGCAAACACAGACCGACAACAUUCCCUCUCACAUUCCCACUGACAGACAAUAGUAACAAUCACUAAAGGCAUUCAUGUUUUCUUCUUGGUGAUUCUCUGUGCACUCUCAAACCAAGGUACAUAAAUUAUGUGUUAUUGAAUUAUGCAACAUCACUGUCAUGUGCUUCUUUUACUUUACAUUUAUUUGAAUUGGAAAAGGUUUUCUGCCAGGAAGGCUUCAGACUGUCUGCAUGAAGUAGGUUGUGGUAGAUGAAUGAGACACACACACAGAACAUCCAUCCAGGAGACGAGUUCAACUCUUGUUUUUGACUUUGUUAAUUUAUUUUAAUCUUAGUUUUUACACUUAUGAGAGCUGUUCAUCCACCUCAACCUGAUCUUUACCUAGACCUUUUAUUAUCACACCAGAUCUCCUAAAGCCUGGCAGAAAGCCUUUGCCAAUUAAAAUACAUUUCUACCCAAAAGAGUUGCAUCACCUUCUUACACACAGUAAAUCAUGUACCUUGUGUUUAGAGUCCACAGAGAAAGUUCAAUCUUGACCGGGGUUCACUUUAAAUUAAUUUUCCAAAGAAACAAUCCUCACACUAAAAACUUGCCUUUAACAGCUUUUUAGGUUUUCCACCGAGUGUGGUGAGAAUUCCACACCUUUCCUGUAUUACCAGUCCUCUGCAGGGUUUUUGUUCCAAGUGUACCAUUACUACUACAGAGUCUCCCAAUUAAAAAUUUCAGCAACUUUCUUUUUAUUUCAUUGAAAAGAACAAUCCCCUUUGGAAAGAAUUGUGCAGAAGUAAUGCAAGAAUAUAUAUGGAAAUAAACAUAUUCUCCAUGUGCACCAUG